Messenger RNA from Strongyloides ratti, 1359 nucleotides. RefSeq names its product Chromatin assembly factor 1 subunit B. Gene Ontology annotation, cellular component: nucleus; CAF-1 complex. Bases 1 to 1359 code for a protein of 452 amino acids. Gene Ontology annotation, biological process: nucleosome assembly; DNA replication-dependent chromatin assembly. The transcript is spliced from 4 exons. The record is from RefSeq and is a predicted model, not a curated record. NCBI's taxonomy places the organism in Eukaryota, Metazoa, Nematoda, Chromadorea, Rhabditida, Strongyloididae. Gene Ontology annotation, molecular function: protein binding.
AUGAAUUGUGAUAUAAUGGAUUAUUACAUGCCUGAAAUAUAUUGGCAUGAUAAGAAACCUAUAACAUCAGUUGAUAUACUACAAGCGGGUUUUAAUCAUUCAUCAGAUCACCCUAUAUAUCGCUUAGCUACUGCUUCAAUGGAAAGCCAAGUUCGGUUGUGGAAUUUUCGUUUUGAUAAUGAUUUAUCAUCAGAUAGUAAAUCUAGUCUUGCUGUUGAAUUUAUUGCCGAUCUUGCUGGACAUAACGCUGGUGUAAAUAUUGUGAGGUUUAGUGGUGAUGGUGAAUAUAUUGCUUCUGGAGAUACUGCUGGAUAUUUAUUUCUAUGGAAACUUUCAACAGCUCCAGUACAACAAAAUCCUAUAGGUAAAAGUGAUGAUGAUUUACCACCAAACAAAGAAAACUGGGUUUUAUUCAAGCGACCUUUUUGUAUGAAUGACGAUAUAACAUAUCUUGCUUGGUCUAAGUGUUCUAGGUAUUUAGCUGUUUCUUCUAAAGCAUCCGAAUCAUUUUGUAAUGGUAUUUCUUGGGAUCCGAGAGGAAAUUUUAUAGCAACACUUUCUACUGAUAGGAAGUUAGAUAUUAUUCAACUUAAAAAUGGUUAUAAGGUGAAAUCAAUAUCUGCUGUACAAUUUCCUCCAUCAAAUUCUGAGUUAUUUUCUAUUGAUUCGAAAUGUAGAGAAAGUUUAGUUCAAGGGCGUCCUCUUAUAUUUAUACCUAAUAAUAGGCCCACUAUUAGGGUAUCGUUUUCACCUCAUUUUUAUGAAUUAAGAAAAGAUUGUAAAAUUAAUUAUUCUGGACUGCCUUACAGGUUAAUAUUUGCUAUAAUGGAUAAAGAUUCAGUUAAGUUCUAUGAUUCACAAAGUGAUAUUCCAUUUGCAUAUGUCGAUCAAAUACAUUACGAUUUUUUGUAUGAUCUUUCAUGGUCACCAAAUGGUGAAAUUGUUGUCAUUUCUUCAAAUGAAGGGUUUAAUAGUUUUAUUAAAUUUAAAAAAGGAACACUUGGUGAAGUAUUAAAAGAGACACCUGAAUUUGUAUCAAAUCCUGAGUUAUUUAUUGCCAAAGUUAGUCAAAAAAAGAAAAAAGACAAUGAUGAUAAAAAAAAACAGGAAGUCAGAACACCAAAAGGGAAGACUUCUAAAGUCAAAAAGGGUAAAUUAAGUGAUAUUGGUGUUGAAGAUGGUAAUAGGACGCAAAACAAUGAUUUCAAGAAUGUCAAAGAAUGUGUACCUCCUCCUAGCCAGACACUUUUAAAAUUUUUUCAACGAAGUAAGAUGGUUGAGAAGAAACCCAUUGGUUCUGAGGAAACAAAAGUUGAUUGUACUAACCAGGAUGUACCUAUUAUUUUACUAGCCGAUUAA